AUGCCUGAACGUUCAAUAAAAGUCCACCCUAAUGAUCGACCAUGGGUUAACAGCAAUCUGAAAUCACUGAUAAAUCGACGACAAAAAGCCUUUACAUCUGGUAAUGUCACUCUUUUUAAAAUGUUACGUAAUAAAGUUAAUCGUGAACGAAAACGUUGUCGUAAGAGCUAUUAUCAAUCUAAAGUUCAUAAUUUACGUAACACUAACCCCCGAGAUUGGUGGCGGGAAGUGAAGCAGUUGUGUGGCACAUCUAAACAUAACAACAAAAGUGUAAAAGACCGCCUCCAUCAAGAUUUAUGGCAGGAGACAGACAUAAACCUCAGUAAUAAAAUUAACAAUGUUUUUAUAAAUGUGAUACAGAACUAUGUUCCAUUAUCUGAAGAUACGGCUGUAAUUGUACACAACGAUGAAACGCCUAUUAUUGUGACCGAGUCAACUAUAGCUAGAAAAUUGCAAGAAAUUAGUACAUCGCGUUCCAGUGGCCCUGACGGUAUUUCCAAUUGGGUUUUAAAAACCUAUUCGGAUAUUCUCGCCUCACCAGUUGCAAAUAUAAUCAAUUCUUCCUUUCAAAGUUGCAAAGUCCCUCAAAUUUGGAAGCUGGCUGAUGUGGUCCCCUUACCAAAAACAUCUACUGUCAAAGACUUGGAAAGGGAAUUACGACCUAUUUCCUUAACUUCUACCCUAUCAAAGACAGCGGAACGUCUUGUAAUCGAAAGAGAAGUAAAACCAACUUUGUUAAAGGUUGUUGAUCCCCAACAAUUUGGCUUUAUUCCAAAUUCUUCCACUGUACUUGCCUUGAUAUCGAUGCUCCAUUGUUGGUUGAGUGCAACAGAUGGAAGUGGUUCAUCUGUUCGUACUAUAUUUCUUGAUUAUAAAAAAGCAUUUGUUGCGAAAUUAUUCAGCCUUGGUAUUAAGCCCUGUGUGGUUAACUGGAUUAUUGACUUUUUACGUAAUAGAUGGCAAAGGGUCAAACUAAGUGAUAAUUGUUUCUCAGACUGGCUCCAAGUUCCAGCUGGUGUCCCUCAAGGCACACGACUUGGGCCUUGGCUAUUCUUAGCCAUGAUAAAUGACCUUGUGUUACAAAAUCACCUUUCAGAAAUGUGGAAAUUUGCCGAUGAUACUACGGUCUCUGAAAUUGUUGAAAAAAACGAACAAAGUACUUUACAAAUGGAUAUCGAUGAUAUUACUACUUGGUCUAUGAACAAUUCCUUUCAACUAAACCCAUUUAAAUGCAAAGAAAUGGUAAUAUCCUUUUCACGAUUACCACCUGUUUUUGAACCUAUACGUAUUGGUGACCGAAAUUUGGAAAGAGUGACAAGUAUCAAAUCGCUUGGAGUUAUAUUAAGAAAUGACCUUAAAUGGAUAGACCAUGUAAAUUCAAUUGUCUCCAAAGCAGCUAAACGUUUAUAUUUGUUGAGGCAACUCAAACGUGCUGAUGUCGCUUCGGCAGAUUUGGUCAAAUUUUUUUGCAGCUGUAUAAGGUCUGUCCUUGAAUAUGCGUGCCAAUUAUUCCAUAGUUCCCUGCCACGAAAUCUUGCAAAAAACAUUGAACGUAUACAGAAGCGAGCAAUGAAAAUAAUAUUCUAUGAAUUGUCUUACGACGAGGCUCUUAACAUCGCUGGUAUUUCUACUCUUGAAAACAGACGGGAGUAUCUAUCCAAUAAUCUCUUCAACGACAUUGUUUUAAAUGAUGAUCAUAAACUUGCCAAACUUUUACCAUCCAAAGCAGGCAAUAGAGAAUUACGAAAAGAAAGAUCUUUUGAAGUUUCACCAGCAAGUACAAAUCGUUUCGGAAACUCUUUUAUCAACUUUUAUGCUAAGAAACAUUACAAAUCAGAUGUUCCUUGA
Paramuricea clavata is the source of this 1848-nucleotide messenger RNA. NCBI's taxonomy places the organism in Eukaryota, Metazoa, Cnidaria, Anthozoa, Malacalcyonacea, Plexauridae. The record is from the annotation of a GenBank genome assembly.